AUGGAAUCUCGUGAACGUUGUGUCUAUCAAGCAAAGUUGGCUGAACAAGCUGAACGCUACGAUGAAAUGGUCGAGUACAUGAAACAAGUUGCUGCCAUGGGUCAAAAUCUCUCUGUGGAAGAGCGCAAUCUGUUGAGUGUUGCAUACAAGAACACGAUUGGCGGCCGUCGUGCUUCGUGGCGCGUGGUGUCAUCGAUUGAGAGCAAAGAAAAAUCCAAGGGCAACGAGGAACAUGUCCAAACGAUCCAAGAAUACAGAACAAAGAUCGAAGGCGAGCUACGCAAGAUCUGUGAUGAUAUCCUUUCUGUAUUGGAUGAGCAUCUCAUCAAGACUGCAACAGGCGGUGAAGAACGUGUCUUUUAUCUCAAGAUGAAGGGCGACUACUUGCGUUAUUUGGCCGAAUUUGUUCAAGAUGAUGAGCGUAACCAGGCUGCCGACAAGUCCGGUGAUGCUUACGAUGAAGCUUACAAGGUUGCCAUGGCCGAGUUACCAUCCACUCACCCUAUUCGUUUGGGUCUUGCUCUCAACUAUUCCGUCUUCCAUUAUGAGAUCAAGAACGCUCCCAGCAAGGCCUGUGAUCUUGCCAAGCAAGCAUUUGAUGACGCGAUCGCUGAACUUGAUCAACUCAGUGAGGAAAGCUACAAGGAUUCCACCCUCAUUAUGCAGCUCUUGCGUGACAAUCUUACCUUGUGGAAUGCGGAUAAGGAAGAAGAGUCUAAGCAAGAGACCAACAACAACGCUGAACAACCUGCUGCCCCAUCUUCAUAA
Lichtheimia ornata is the source of this 768-nucleotide messenger RNA. RefSeq lists its product as uncharacterized. Gene Ontology annotation, cellular component: cytoplasm. The transcript is spliced from 3 exons. The coding region runs from base 1 to 768 and encodes 255 amino acids. Gene Ontology annotation, biological process: signal transduction. NCBI's taxonomy places the organism in Eukaryota, Fungi, Mucoromycota, Mucoromycetes, Mucorales, Lichtheimiaceae. The record is from RefSeq and is a predicted model, not a curated record.